Molecule: messenger RNA, 226 nt
Organism: Perkinsus marinus ATCC 50983
Lineage: Eukaryota; Perkinsozoa; Perkinsida; Perkinsidae
Product: GTPase, putative
Exons: 3
Biological process (GO): regulation of vacuole fusion, non-autophagic
Cellular component (GO): late endosome; fungal-type vacuole membrane; phagocytic vesicle
Molecular function (GO): GTPase activity; GTP binding
Source: RefSeq, a predicted model, not a curated record
AUGUCCUCAGCACCUAGGAAGAAGGUUCUAUUGAAAGUCAUCAUUCUGGGCGAUAGCGGGGUGGGCAAGACUUCUCUAAUGAAUCAGUACGUUAAUAAGAAGUUCAGUCCGCAAUACAAGGCGACUAUUGGGGCUGAUUUCCUCACGAAGGAGGUGACGAUCGACGACAAGGUGGUGACACUUCAAAUUUGGGACACAGCUGGCCAGGAGAGAUUCCAAAGUCUAG